AUGGGUCCUCCGCUCAGUCUUCUCGCCGCCUCUGUCCGUAUGAAGCAUCAUCCGUACACACCAUCCCUCGCACAUAUCAUCCUCAUCCACAAUCUCUGCAUGUCACUUCCAAUAUAUAUACUAAUUAUUCACCUUUCGUGCGCUGUUUUGCUAUCGAACGUACACACCCUCCCUUGCAGAAACCCUAUCUAUACCUCUUCCGGUGCAUACAACCUUCCUUCGUGCCACACGUCGCCGUGA
Schizophyllum commune H4-8 is the source of this 240-nucleotide messenger RNA. RefSeq lists its product as uncharacterized. The record is from RefSeq and is a predicted model, not a curated record. Bases 1 to 240 code for a protein of 79 amino acids. The transcript has a single exon. Lineage: Eukaryota; Fungi; Basidiomycota; Agaricomycetes; Agaricales; Schizophyllaceae.